Sciurus carolinensis (gray squirrel) is the source of this 3077-nucleotide messenger RNA. It is a transcript of the gene Ereg, whose product is annotated as epiregulin. Gene Ontology annotation, biological process: positive regulation of cell population proliferation; positive regulation of mitotic nuclear division; epidermal growth factor receptor signaling pathway. Lineage: Eukaryota; Metazoa; Chordata; Mammalia; Rodentia; Sciuridae. The coding region runs from base 237 to 728 and encodes 163 amino acids. The record is from RefSeq and is a predicted model, not a curated record. The transcript has 5 exons.
UUAUAAAGGUCGCAGCGCGGGGCAGUUGUGCUCACUUGCCUGACAAGCCGGUGUCAGAGGGACACAGUGGACGCGUAGAUCCUUCAGGCUUCCCACAGCACUCCAGCCACAGCCCGGCAGCCGGUCUCUUGGGCCCGGCCUGAGCGUCCCCGACAGCCGCCCACCCGCCUCCCAGCUCCCGCAGCCCAGGCGCCCGCGCUCCGCCGAGGAUAGCGAGGAUAGCCGUAGGGAAGAGGAUGGAGACGCGUCCCGCGGGCCUGUUCCAGGCGCUGAGGCUCUGCCUAGGUUUGCAUCUUCUACAAACAGUUCUCAGCACAACUGUGAUUCCAUCAUGUAUCCCAGGAGAAGCUGAUGACAACUGCACAGCUUUGGUUCAGAUGGAAGACAAUCCACGUGUGGCUCAGGUGUCAAUAACAAAGUGUGGCUCUGACAUGAAUGGCUACUGCUUGCAUGGACAGUGCAUCUACCUGGUGGACAUGAGUGAAAAUUACUGCAGGUGUGAAGUGGGUUACACUGGUGUCCGAUGUGAGCACUUCUUUUUAACUGUCCAUCAACCCUUGAGCAAAGAAUAUGUAGCUUUGACUGUGAUUCUUAUUAUUUUGUUUCUUGUCAUAGUCGCCGGUUCCAUAUACUACUUCUGCAGAUGGUACAAAAAUCAAAAAAGCAAAAACUCAAAAAAGGAAUAUGAGAGAGUGAUCUCAGGGGAACCAGCAUUGUCUCAAGUCUGAACGGCUCAGGGAUGCACAGCACGCCUGAUUAAUGUUAAUAUUCCUAUUUUAUUAAUAAUAUUUAUGUUGGGUCAUGUGCUAGGUCAACAACAGCAUAUUUUUAAUAUGCUUAGAAGAAUGUUUUUAUUUUGUUUUAUUUUUUGACAGACUAUUUGCUAAUAUAUUAUGUGUAAAAAUAUUUAAUAUCAAAAGAAAAGAGAUAUUUUUAUAAGAAAUAAUUUCCUGAGCUAAAUGCUUUAUUGAAAGCUUCAAAGCUUAUAUGCCUGCUGCACAGUGCUUAGGAAUGAGCAAUGCCCAGUUCAUUGUUCAGGAACUGUCAGCAUGUGACAGAUUUUUGUAAACCUAAAUAUAUGGUCAAAUCAAUGUUUUAAGUAGAUUCUUUUCUACUCCUUAAAUCAGUGAUAAUUUACUUGACUAUGUUAUGGUUUGAUGCAUUAGUUUGGCACUACUGUUUCAGGUAUUAAAAUAGUAAUAAAAUUGGGAUUUGGGAGAAACAAACAGAUCAUAUGCUAAACACUGCAUAUUUGAAAUAAACUAAGUUCAGGAAGAAUGGCCUCUUUAUUCCUGUAUGGGCUAAUUUGAUACAUAUCUGCAUGGAGGGUCAGUGAACCAUCCCCAAUGCCAACCCACAGCCACAGAAAACUGUUAGCCACCUACCAGAUUCUCUCCAAGUCAAGCGAAUGGAACGCUUCAUCAUCUUUCAUGUCAAUAGUGGGUAUUCCAUAGCUUCACAAUAUUCCACUUUUGUACAACACAUUGUUUAUGUGAGGUAAUUGUUGCUCAUGAGGCCAUUAGGAAAAAAAUACAUAAAUUUGUGCUUCUUUUUAGGGUAUUUGUUUUCAUAGGAGACUUGUUGAAGAAUUAUAAGAGUAAAGCAGAGUCCAAAAUGUGAUUAGCUGAUUAUCAUUUUAAAAUAGAACAGUCAUUCUACAUGUUGUCUAAAAAUGGAAAUACAAGUAUUUCAUUUUCUAUCCAAGAAGUUUUACUUACAAAUAGUUUAGUAAGUAGCUUCUUCUAGAACUUAAAGUUAUAUAUUUUAAAAUAUCCUGAUACAGGAAGUGGAAAAUAAUAGGAAAAAUAAAUUGUAUUUUUCCAAAUGAAAAACUCUAUUUGGAAGUUUUUAAAAUGUAGAGAUUUAAUCAUACCUUCCCAUGGAGGCUGAGAUGAAAGUACCCCCCUACACACUUUCCCCCCCAUGUCAUUUAUUUAUUUUCUGGAAGAGAUUGAGAUUUCUUCUGCACUCUGAGCCUAUAGGUCUCAGUGAGUUAAGGGUAUUUUGGGCAAUUGCAUAGGAGACAGGGCAGUCAUCACCUUCGGCGUUCAGGGGAGGCUACCUCCCUGAUUGCUAAAUCUUUUGGUAGCAUCUCUGUAUCACAUACCAGGUCAGGGAGGAUCGUCUUCCUCCACCUUUUUCUUGGCAUGUACUAGGGCAACAAAGAAAUCAUAAGCCGAGUUACCUCUGGAGUACCAGGUGCCAGGACUUGCCUCCAGAUGGAGCCAUGGAUUAUCUACCCUGGUGUGUUCACAUGGUUCUCAUGUAUAGUCCUGGCCUGGCUCUUGCCAUUAGGGAAACAAGCAAACAAAAGAAACAAAAAUAUAUACUUAAACAUAUUCAUGUACAAACACUUAGGUAUGCAUGAGCUCUAUGGACCAUUGAAUUACAGUCAUUUGUUCUAUCAACUAAUAUCUGAAACUUAAAAACAAGAUAAAAGGAAAAUAAAAAUCAGUGCUACUUAAAAGUAUAUUUAUUUCAUGUUAACUAUAGCCAAAAUCAAAUGUGUUAUCUUAGGGCACAUUUUAAAUCCAAUAUUACUUAUUGACACCUACUGAAUAUAAUGCAAGUCUGCCUAUUUUCAGUGAUUUUGUCUGUUUCAAAGAAAAUUUAUUGACUAAGAACUCAACUACAAUCUAUUUCAUUAACAAAAGCUUUAUUGACAGUAUCUUGGUAUUGGUAUAUUAGUCUAUCUUCAGCAUCUCAAUUCAUAUUAUAUAACAUGGUGCAAGUAGUUUUGGAUAUUUUUAUCUUUACUCAAAAUGCUUAAAAACUAUCCCCAUAGGGAUGGGGAUGUAACUCAGUGACAGAGCACUUGCCUAGUAAGUGCAAGGCCCUGAGUUUUGUCCCCAGUACUGCGAACAAACUAACGAACUAACCCCUGAAAGAGUUAAAUUUUUAUUUACAAAUACAUAUUAAAUAAUGAAAAAGUAUAACUUGGAUUGCAUUUUGUGGAUGAAAAUUAGUAAAACGUGAUUGUUUUAGUGAGGAUCAUACUGAGUAGACAUAAAAAAAAAAAAAGAUUGCUAUCAGUUCAUGUUUCCUGCAGAAAAUGUAAAGUAUUUGGCUCACUCUUA